Messenger RNA from Cercospora beticola, 1789 nucleotides. RefSeq names its product proline dehydrogenase family protein. NCBI's taxonomy places the organism in Eukaryota, Fungi, Ascomycota, Dothideomycetes, Mycosphaerellales, Mycosphaerellaceae. Gene Ontology annotation, molecular function: proline dehydrogenase activity; FAD binding. The record is from RefSeq and is a predicted model, not a curated record. Gene Ontology annotation, cellular component: mitochondrion.
GAACUCUCUUUGUCCUUCAUCUCGCCUUCCACGCUCUUAUUGUAUUUUGCUCCACGACAUCUGCACACCUAUUCACCCAAACCAUCGAAAUAGACUAGCGAGCACUAGAGCGACAAAAACAAAAUAUGUCUGCCACCAUCAAGAGCUCCCGCGCUCUGGCAGCGACCAAUAUGAUCUCCCGAUCACGGACAGCCACAGGCGUAUGCAGGGCGGCGACGACACAGAUUCGAGCACAGCACAGUGGACGACGGCGACUACACUCGACUUCCCACGAGAACAACGGCGUCGCCAUUCCAAGCAUUCCACAAUCAGAGACUAUCUCGCCAUCAUACAACGCACAAUCCACCGCAGCAUCGACAGCGCCUCUGUCAUGCCUCACAUUGCCAGAAGUCCUGCGAUCAUAUCUCAUCACCACGAUGUCCUCAUCGCCCGCGCUGCUAGGCGCAUCGACGAACCUGCUCCGGAAGAUGCUCGAGUCCAAGAACCCACUCUUUGAUCUCGAGAAGAACCCGGUCAUGCGGAUCAUCCUCUGGGAGACUUUCUACAAGCAGUUCUGCGCUGGUGCAGAUAAGGAGCAGAUCUCGAAGCGAUGCAACGAGCUUCGCGCUCAGGGAUACUCGGGUGUCAUUCUUGAAAAUGCUCGCGAAGUUCUCAAAGAUGAGGCUGGGCAUGACGAGGCCGAAGAUAUCGCAUACUGGAAGAAGGGCAUGCUCGAUACCAUCGAGAUGGCUGCUCCAGGCGACUUCUUGGGUCUCAAGUGGAGCGGCAUGGGUAGUGCAGCAAUGAACCGUAUGGCAAAGGAGCAAGACCCAUCCUCUGAUAUGGCAUCUGCCAUGCAUGCUGUCAGCAAAGCCGCAGAAGCAAAGAACAUCGGACUCCUCCCAUCUGCCGAGGAGACCUGGAAUCUCCAAGGCUUCCACAACUGGUCUCUCCUGAUGCAACGCGAGUACAACACCAAAGGCAAGAGCACCAUCUACACCACCUACCAGAUGUACUUGAAGCAAGCGCCAGAGACUCUGAGCAAGCAUCUCGAAAUCGCCAAAGCGGAAGGCUUCACUCUCGGAGCCAAGCUCGUCCGUGGCGCUUAUCUCGCAUCCGAGCCUCGCCACCUCAUCCAUGACACGAUUCAGGACACCCACCACGCCUACGACUCUGCAACUGCGGCCCUCAUUAAUCGCUCCUACGAUUCUUUCUUGCGCCCAGCGACCGCAGGCCAGACACUCUUCCCCAACAUCAACGUCGUCGUCGCCUCUCACAACGCCAACACUGUCGAGAAGGCCCAAGCUCUUCGACAACAGCAGGCGCGCUCUGGACAAGAGUUGACCCCACUCGUCUACGCUCAACUCCAAGGCAUGGCAGACGAAGUCUCGUGCAAGCUGCUGGCGAAUGCCAAAGCAGCAAAGGACGAUCCAAAUGCAGUUCAGGAGAAGGUGUUCAAGUUGACGGUGUGGGGCACCAUGCAGGAAGCUCUGAACUACCUCUUGCGACGCGCAGCUGAGAACAAGGAUGCCGCGAGCAGGACGGGAGAGACGAGAGCUGCGAUGCAGGCGGAGUUGAUGAGGAGGUGCAAGGCCACGCUCGGUCUGGCCUAGACGUCAAGUCUCGUCUUGGCGUGGAGGACUGUUUAUGAUAUGAUGAAACGAUGUUGCAUUCUGUUUGAUUGGCCAGUGUGGCAAGAAACGCACAAAGCAUGAGCAUGGGCAUAGCAAGUUUGGCGCUGGUGGAACGAUGACAUGAGUUUUUUGAGCGAGGAGUUUCGUGUGGAAAUGGUUUAUUAGAAGCAUCGCGU